Aspergillus melleus is the source of this 1626-nucleotide messenger RNA. RefSeq names its product MRG family protein (gene EAF3). Gene Ontology annotation, cellular component: Rpd3S complex; NuA4 histone acetyltransferase complex; nucleus. The record is from RefSeq and is a predicted model, not a curated record. Gene Ontology annotation, biological process: regulation of DNA-templated transcription; chromatin organization. NCBI's taxonomy places the organism in Eukaryota, Fungi, Ascomycota, Eurotiomycetes, Eurotiales, Aspergillaceae. Bases 316 to 1308 code for a protein of 330 amino acids. The transcript is spliced from 6 exons.
GAACGACUGCCUCCUAUCCACCUGCGCAACGCAAAUCGAACUCUCUCCUCCUAGACCCUUCCAUUGUCCACUGGCUCGUCGAGCUCGGAAGAAUUAGAGCAGAGUAGGACCCACACCCUUGCUGUGUCUUCCGCCAUCGCUUGGUGCAAGGUCUCAAGUGUCUCCGUCGCACUCUGUGUCUAACCUUCGCCUGGCUGCGGUGUUGCCUCUUCACCUUUACCAAUAUCUGGGUGGCUCCGAAUCAUCCCUUCUACUGUCCUCGUCUCUCUUCCACUUGUUGGCCCACUCAAUUCAUUAUCCUCUUCCACCUUGAAAAUGGCUCCAGCAGCCCAGAUGUCUUAUCAAAAGGAUGAGAAGGUCCUUUGCUUCCACCAUGAGAUCUUGUAUGAAGCCAAGAUUCUCGAUGUAAAGCACACUGUCCCCGACGACCGCAAAAGCCCUGUUGAGUACUUGGUCCACUACAAGGGCUGGAAGAACACCUGGGAUGACUGGGUGCCCCAAGAUCGUCUACGUAAAUUCACAGAGGAGAACCGAGAGUUGGCAACUACCCUUCGCCGAGAUGCGGAGGCCGCUUACCGUCAGAAAACCGCGAAACCGUCCAUGAAAAGGCGAAGAGGCUCUGACCCCAGCUCUGUUCGGGGAAGCGAGGAGCGCCAGUUGUCCGUUCCUGGUCGCAACAAUAAGAGAGCCAGAGAGAAUGACAUUGAAAAGGAGGAUGCUUUCUAUACUCGGCCAUCAGUGCGAAUCGUCAUGCCUGAUAACUUAAAAUCGCUCCUUGUUGAUGACUGGGAGAAUAUCACCAAGAAUCAGCAAGUCGUGGCAUUACCCGCGAAAUGUUCCGUCAAUCAGAUUUUUGAGGACUACGAGGCCGAAGAAAAGCCCAAGCGGACGACCGGAGCCGACACUGAUGUCCUCGAAGAAGUGAUCUCGGGGAUUAAAGAAUACUUCGACAAAGCCCUGGACAAGAUUCUUCUUUACAGAUUUGAGCGCGAACAGUACCGUACCCUUCGCAAAGAGUGGGAGAAAGGCUCUGGGAAUCUGGCCGAUAAAUCGCCACUCGAUAUCUAUGGUGCCGAACAUCUGACUCGACUGUUUGCUACUAUGCCCGAGCUCAUUGCGCAAACAAACAUGGACAUGCAGUCCACCAACCGACUUCGUGAGGAACUUUCCAAAUUCACGCUCUGGCUAAGUAAAAACUCCAACAAGUAUUUUGCAACGCGCUACAUGACCAUGAGCAAUGAGUACGUCGACAAGGCUAGGGGUGUCCCAAACCCGAAUCCCGGAACUGCCACCUCGCAUUUAGUUUGAAAAAUGUCUUUUGAACAUGAUGAAAGAUACCUGUGAUCCCUACCCCUACUGUCCGAUUGAUUAGCUCUGCAAUUCUUUAUUUUGUCUCUCCUGCCUUUUCUCGACCUAAUGUCGGCUGCGACAAGCACAAUGUUCUGGAUACCAUGGUGGGACAAGACUUUAUGCGAACUACGGUUUCAAUGAGUUUGAGUUGGGGUAACUUGUAACAUAAGUAUAGAACUGGCGAAUCAUGGAUGGAUUUGCUUGAUGCAGCUACUUCGAUUGUAUUGGUUAUCAACUUAGAGGCGGGAACAGAGGUCGUGAUGAUUCUAAGAUACC